AUGCAUUCUUUAACAUGGAUUCAGGUCGGAGGAUCAACCGGCAGGUCUGCGAUCGCGCUGGCUGAGGCAUAUCCGCAUCUCUCAUUGAUCGUGCAAGGUCUUCACGCGAAUGCGGAAAAUGGACGCAAAGCUGCACGGUCCAUGUCGCCGGAUCUCGUGUCGCGCAUUACCUUCCAAGCUCACGAUUUUACGAACCCACAGCCGGUACAGGGGGCAGAUGCAUACCUUCUCCGGAUGAUCUUUCACGACUGGUCUGAUGCCGAGGCCAUAGCUAUUCUGAAGCAUAUGGUGGCGGCGAUGGACGGGGCCAAGUCUCGCUUAUUGAUCAUGGAUACUGUACUCCCCAAGCCGGGGUCUGUUCCGAUCUCGGAGGAGCGCAUUGUGCGUGCUCGGGAUCUCACAAUGAUGCAGGCUUUUAAUAGUAAGGAGCGGGACUUGGAUGACUGGAAUGAACUGUUUGCUGCUGCGGACUCUCGAUUGCAGCUGGUUAAGGUUCUGCAGCCGCUCGGCAGUGCCAUGCCGGUGCUCGAGCUGGUAUUGGCUUAG
Molecule: messenger RNA, 546 nt
Organism: Penicillium egyptiacum
Lineage: Eukaryota; Fungi; Ascomycota; Eurotiomycetes; Eurotiales; Aspergillaceae
Source: the annotation of a GenBank genome assembly